UGAAUCGGGAAAUGGCCGCUGUGUGGUUGCAACGGAGAUAAAUUCCCGUAACCGCGAUUCGGCGUGUCAGGAAUUCGAAUUUAGAGUUUAAUUUCUCAGAGCAUUCUCUCCAGGAAGAAUUUUUACAGUAUCUCAAAGACUUCACUUGACUUCUUGAUCCUGCAUAAACCCAAGGAGAAAAGAAAUGGGUCGCUCCAAUUCUAGAUCACAUUCUUCAAGGUCAAAGUCUAGAUCACAGUCUAGUUCUCGAUCAAGAUCAAGAUCUCAUUCUAGAAAGAAGCGAUACAGGUCUCGUUCCAGAACAUAUUCAAGGUCUCGUAGUAGAGAUCGUAUGUAUUCUAGAGAUUAUCGUCGUGAUUAUAGAAAUAAUAGAGCAAUGAGACGACCUUAUGGGUACAGAGGAAGGGGUAGAGGGUAUUAUCAAGGAGGAGGAGGUAGAUAUCAUCGAGGUGGUUAUAGACCUGUCUGGAAUAGAAGGCACUCUAGGAGUCCUAGACGAGGUCGUUCACGUUCCAGGAGUCCAAAAAGAAGAUCCGUUUCUUCUCAAAGAUCCAGAAGCAGAUCUCGCCGGUCAUAUAGAUCUUCUAGGUCUCCAAGAUCAUCCUCUUCUCGUUCUUCAUCCCCAUAUAGCAAAUCUCCUGUUUCUAAAAGACGAGGGUCUCAGGAAAAACAAACCAAAAAAGCUGAAGGGGAACUCCAAGAAGAGAGUCCGUUGAAAAGUAAAUCACAGGAGGAACCGAAAGAUACAUUUGAACAUGACUCAUCUGAGUCUAUCGAUGAAUUUAAUAAGUCGUCAGCCACAUGCGGUGAUAUUUGGCCUGGCCUUUCAGCUUAUGAUAGUCCUAGAUCACCCCAUAGUCCUUCACCUAUUGCUACACCACCUAGUCAGAGUUCAUCUUGCUCUGAUGCUCCCAUGCUCAGUACAGUUCACUCUGCAAAAAAUACUCCUUCUCAGCAUUCACAUUCCAUUCAGCAUAGUCCUGAAAGGUCUGGGUCUGGUUCUGUUGGAAAUGGAUCUAGUCGAUACAGUCCUUCUCAGAAUAGUCCAAUUCAUCACAUCCCUUCACGAAGAAGUCCUGCAAAGACAAUCGCACCACAGAAUGCUCCAAGAGAUGAGUCUAGGGGCCGUUCCUCGUUUUAUCCUGAUGGUGGAGAUCAGGAAACUGCAAAGACUGGGAAGUUCUUAAAAAGGUUCACAGAUGAAGAGUCUAGAGUAUUCCUGCUUGAUAGGGGUAAUACCAGGGAUAAAGAGGCUUCAAAAGAGAAAGGAUCAGAGAAAGGGAGGGCAGAGGGAGAAUGGGAAGAUCAGGAAGCUCUAGAUUACUUCAGUGAUAAAGAGUCUGGAAAACAAAAGUUUAAUGAUUCAGAAGGGGAUGACACAGAGGAGACAGAGGAUUAUAGACAGUUCAGGAAGUCAGUCCUCGCAGAUCAGGGUAAAAGUUUUGCUACUGCAUCUCACCGGAAUACUGAGGAGGAAGGACUCAAGUACAAGUCCAAAGUUUCACUGAAAGGCAAUAGAGAAAGUGAUGGAUUUAGAGAAGAAAAAAAUGAUAAACAUAAAGAGACUGGAUAUGUGGUGGAAAGGCCUAGCACUACAAAAGAUAAGCACAAAGAAGAAGACAAAAAUUCUGAAAGAAUAACAGUAAAGAAAGAAACUCAGUCACCUGAGCAGGUAAAGUCUGAAAAGCUCAAAGACCUCUUUGAUUACAGUCCCCCUCUACACAAGAAUCUGGAUGCACGAGAAAAGUCUACCUUCAGAGAGGAAAGCCCACUUAGGAUCAAAAUGAUAGCGAGUGAUUCUCACCGUCCUGAAGUCAAACUCAAAAUGGCACCCGUUCCUCUUGAUGAUUCUAACAGACCUGCUUCCUUGACUAAAGACAGGCUGCUUGCUAGUACACUUGUCCAUUCUGUCAAGAAGGAGCAAGAAUUCCGAUCCAUCUUUGACCACAUUAAGUUGCCACAGGCCAGCAAAAGCACUUCAGAGUCAUUUAUUCAACACAUUGUGUCCUUGGUUCAUCAUGUUAAAGAGCAAUACUUCAAGUCAGCUGCAAUGACCCUAAGCGAGCGGUUCACUUCGUAUCAGAAAGCCACUGAAGAACAUAGUACUCGGCAAAAGAGCCCUGAAAUACACAGGAGAAUUGACAUCUCACCAAGUACCCUGAGGAAGGAUACCCGUUUAGCAGGGGAAGAGAGAGUUUUUAAAGAAGAAAAUCAAAAGGGAGAUAAAAAAUUAAGGUGUGACUCUGCUGACCUUCGACAUGACAUUGAUCACCGUAGAAAAGAAAGAAGUAAAGAACGGGGAGAUUCCAAGGGCUCCAGGGAAUCCAGGGGAUCAAGAAAGCAGGAAAAAACUCCGAAAGAUUACAAGGAAUACAAAUCUUACAAAGAUGACAGUAAACAUAAAAGAGAGCAAGAUCAUUCUCUAUCUUCAUCCUCUUCAGCAUCACCUUCUUCUCCCAGUUCUCGAGAAGAAAAGGAGAGUAAGAAGGAAAGAGAAGAAGAAUUUAAAACUCACCAUGAAAUGAAAGAAUACUCAGGCUUUGCAGGAGUUAGCCGACCACGAGGAACCUUUCAUGACGACAGAGAUGAUGGUGUGGAUUAUUGGGCCAAAAGAGGAAGAGGUCGUGGUACUUUUCAACGUGGCAGAGGGCGCUUUAACUUCAAAAAAUCAGGUAGCAGUCCUAAAUGGAAUCAUGACAAAUACCAAGGGGAUGGGAUUGUUGAAGAUGAAGAAGAGACCAUGGAAAAUAAUGAAGAAAAGAAGGACAGAUGCAAGGAAGAAAAGGAAUAAUAAAUAUGAAGUAAGAUUACAACAGAGCAGAACUUGCACCCACCGUUUUUUUUUUUACCUGAUUUUUGUUUUCAAAUAAGAAUGUAAGCAUUUUACUUAAAUUUUACUGUUUGCAAGUAGUCUAUAGA
Messenger RNA from Homo sapiens (human), 2919 nucleotides. NCBI's taxonomy places the organism in Eukaryota, Metazoa, Chordata, Mammalia, Primates, Hominidae. The record is from RefSeq and is a predicted model, not a curated record.